Ricinus communis (castor bean) is the source of this 1590-nucleotide messenger RNA. Its product is annotated as probable galacturonosyltransferase-like 3. Gene Ontology annotation, molecular function: glycosyltransferase activity. NCBI's taxonomy places the organism in Eukaryota, Viridiplantae, Streptophyta, Magnoliopsida, Malpighiales, Euphorbiaceae. Gene Ontology annotation, cellular component: Golgi apparatus. The record is from RefSeq and is a predicted model, not a curated record.
UUGCUUUCUCUCAACAAACACACCCACGCACACGACACAACACUAUGCAACCAAAACUCCACUCUUUCUUCUUCUUCUUCUUCUUCUUCUUCUUCUUCUUCUUCUUCACUUUACUUGAACUCUUACCUUAUGCGUCCGUUUGACACCCUCCCGUCAUUUAGAGAAGCACCAGCCUUUCGAAACGGCAGAGAAUGUCUCCAAACCACAUCAUCAUCAACAUUCAUCCACAUUGCAAUGACUCUCGACUCCACCUACCUCCGAGGCUCCGUCGCCGGAGUAUUCUCCGUCCUCCAGCACGCUUCCUGCCCCGAAAACAUAAUCUUCCACUUCAUUGCCACUCACCGUCGCGCCGAGCUCCGCCGUACAAUAACCGUAACGUUUCCGUACUUAAACUUCCAUCUUUACCAUUUCGAUUCUGAUUUAGUGAAAGGAAAGAUAUCUUCUUCAGUCCGACGUGCCCUGGAUCAGCCCUUAAAUUAUGCUAGAUUUUACCUCGCUGAUCUGUUACCCGCUAGUGUACCAAGAAUUAUAUACUUUGAUUCUGAUUUAAUAGUGGUCGAUGACGUGGCUAAACUAUGGAACAUUAAUUUAGGUGUCCAUGUUUUAGGCGCACCGGAAUAUUGUCACGCCAAUUUUACUAAUUAUUUUAACUCAAGAUUUUGGUCCAAUGAAGGUUAUGCGGCGUCGUUUAGAGAAAGGAGGGCGUGUUAUUUUAACACGGGGGUGAUGGUGAUAGAUUUAAUGAAAUGGAGAGAAGGCAAGUACAGAGAGAAACUAGAGUAUUGGAUGAAGGUGCAGAAGAAGUAUAGGAUAUAUGAAUUGGGUUCUUUGCCUCCAUUUUUGCUUGUGUUUGCUGGGAAUGUGAAAGGUGUUGAACAUAGAUGGAAUCAACAUGGACUUGGCGGUGAUAAUGUGAAAGGUCUGUGUAGAGAUUUGCAUCCUGGUCCUGCUAGUUUGCUUCAUUGGAGUGGCAAAGGUAAACCUUGGCUUAGAAUUGCUUCUAAACGGCCUUGUCCUUUGGACUCGCUUUGGGCUCCUUAUGAUCUCUAUCGCCAUUCUUUACUCUUCUCCGAUAGCUGAGCUGAACGGGGAUUCAUAAACAUAAAUAAAGAAAAAGAACGUGAAGCUUAUUGAAAAAAACUGGCGGAGGAGGAUUGUACAGUGUUGGAGCGUGUGGUUGACGGCUGUGAUUUAAUGCAGAAAAAAGGUGGGCUGGGCUGGUUAAAAAUGGGGGAGGGAAGGAGGGUGGAUGAGGUGAUUGAUGAUGUCUGGUUGCAUGGUGAAAAUUCUUUAAUAUUGGUCUAGAACUAGAAGAGAAAGGCCAGUAGUGGUUGAAGAAGGUGGGGUGAAUGAUGAUUAUGGAAAUGGCUUUUCAAGUGGUUCUCUUUUUCUUUUUCUUUUUUUGGCUGUUGUUUUAUAAAACAGUGGAGAUUAAGUGGAAAGUGAAAAAAAGAAGAAGGGCCUACCAAGCAGGUGUUGUACAAUUGCAACAGAUUGUUUUGAUUAAUGUUGGUCACGGGCACUUGUUGUUUGUAGGUAUUGGUUGUAUUAUUGUGGAUUAGAAUCUAACCUUGUUUUGAUUUUGGAUAA